Messenger RNA from Trichomonas vaginalis G3, 974 nucleotides. Its product is annotated as protein of unknown function, DUF4106 family. Lineage: Eukaryota; Parabasalia; Trichomonadida; Trichomonadidae. The transcript has a single exon. The record is from RefSeq and is a predicted model, not a curated record. The annotation marks the transcript as partial.
AUGAAUUUGAGUUCACUCAAAAAUCAAAUAACAGAUGUCAAAAAGUCAAACAUAGACAUACAGAAACAAAUAAGUGAAAACGAAAAGAAACUAGAAUAUGACAGACACACAAAGAAACUCAAUGAGUUAAACGUAGAGAAAAAGAAGAAAGAAGAACAACUGAAAGAACUAAGUACAGAGGAAUAUGCGAAAAAAGUGUCAGAAAAAGCAGCAGAAGUAGCAAAAAUGGAACAAGAUGUUAUAAAUUUGAAAAACCAUACUACUCAAUAUAAAGUACUGAAAGAUGAAGAGAUAAAACAAAAAGCCCUGAAGACAUAUAUGGAUAGCGAUGAGUAUAAAAAAGAAGUUGAAGCAAAUGUAAAGGCAGAAAAACUUUUACAGUUGCAAAACCAAACCGUACAGUAUGAAAACUUAGCACAAGAAAGUAAAAAUAACGACGCAGCCAUGCAAAAGGCAAUGAAAAGCGCAGAAUAUAUAAAAGCUAAUAAUGACUGGUUAGAUGCCCAAGCCAACGCUAAAGCAGCCCAACUUAUAGGGUCAAUAAGGACAAAAAUACAAGCGGAUGAAGACAGUUCAAAUGAAGCUUUAAUGAAUGCUGACUUUAAGAACGCCUUCGAAGCUCUUCAUAGUAAGGUGAAACUAGUGAACGACUUCUCAUCUGGAAAGAAACUGAAGUCUGAAGGUUUCGACAACGAGUUAAGAGAAGUAGCACAAAAUAUGACGAAAAUAACAGAUGCAGCAACGAGACAGGCAGUUCAAAGUGCCUAUGACGCCGUUAGAGCAACUGUUGUGGAAAGUCAAGAAAAAGAGUUACAACAGACCAAAACAGACCUAGUAAAUGCUUUCUUAAAAACGAAAAGUCAGGUAGGACAUUAUGCUGCAGAUGGAACAUAUGUGCCAGCUGGUGGAACUUAUAUACCACCAAACCCUCCAAGAGAAGCACCUGCACCAGGACUACCUAAAACAUUUACAUC